AUGUUGGGAGAUGUGACUGGGACUGUGUCUAAACACAAUUCGAUUUUUUUCCAAGCUCUACUAAUUUUUUUUCUCUUUUUUUCAGGGAUCCAGUUUCGUCUCCCUACUGCCUGUAGUGUGGAUCGAACAGAAACCCCAACUCCAGCGGUAGUGACAUAUACGCCUGACUACAAGAAGACCCCUCCACCUGUUCCUCCUCGUUCCACCACUAAGCCAGUGAUUUCUGUAACAGCCCAGAGCAGCACAGAGUCGACGCAGGAUGCUUACCACGAGGGUCGGCCCUCACGGGGAGGGCUUUGGGCAACAGAUAGCCUCGGCCGGGUCAUCUACACCUCCACCGACAGCCUGGAUAGCGCAAAAGCGGUGACCCUAGCAAUGGAAACCGCACCCAAGCGUCUCACUUCUGCGGGGAGCUACAGCUCCGUUCAGACCUGCGAUAAGGCCAUCCUGGUGUCCAAAGCGGAGGAAUACCUCAAGACUCCGCGCUCUUCCAUCGGGAUACAGGUGGAAGCGGCCACAGAUUCUGAGACAGAUAGUAAAGGUCUCCCACAGUAUCACUCCGUGGGUAUCCAGGUGGAGGACGAGAAGAGAAUUGGCCGCUUUAAACGGUCCAACAGUGUGACGACGGCAGUUCAGGCCGAUUUGGAGCUGGAGGGGUUUCCUUCGACCGAAGACAAGAGUCUGCAGUUUGGAGGAUUUCAACGGCAUUCUGAACCCAGUACACCCACACAGUACAAUGUGGUCCGGACCGUACGAACACAGGGCCUUUUUAGCUACCGUGAGGAUUACCGACCAUCCAGCGGGCCGCCCAGUCCGCAGCCCGAGCCCUGGCUGGUGGAGCCCGCUCAUGAAGCAGCCGAGUCCGGCCGUGUGUCGCCACUCCACCGCGACGGCAGCUGGUUCAUGCAGCUUCUGCACAGCGAGACCAAGAGGUUGGAGGGAUGGUGCAAAGACAUGGAGCGUGAGGCGGAGGAGCACGACCUGUCGGAGGAGAUUCUUGGGAAGAUCCGGAGUGCUGUGGGCAGUGCUCACCUCCUCAUGUCCCAGAAAUUCCAGCAGUUUUACUGGUUGUGUCAGCAAAAUCUGGACCCCAGCGCUAUGCCCCGCCCCACGGCUCAGGACCUGGCUGGGUUCUGGGACCUCCUGCAGCUCUCCAUUGAUGAUGUCACUGCCAAGUUUGAUGAGCUGCAGCAAAUCAAGAGAAAUGAGUGGAGGAUAGUGGAGAGUCCAGAGAAGAAGAUGAACUCUACUUCUUUAUCUCAGGAAAGAAAAUGGCCACCUCCUGUUACAAAGAGGCCUCCUAAGGGUCGUGGAGCUGUCAUGCGUGAUCGAUCCCUGGAUCUGCAGGACCGACAGAGGCAAGAGGCCCGCCGCAGACUCCUGGCUGCAAAACGGGCUGCUUCAUUCCGUCAGAGCUCAGCUACAGAGCGGGCCGACAGCAUAGAGAUCUACAUCCCUGAAGCCCAAACCCGUUUAUGAAACACGUACAUACUAUGCCUCACCAGUGCGCUUCACCAACAGGGUACACCCAUUCUGCUCCAUGUCACCCCUGCACUCGUUCACAUUCUCACAUCUGUUACAAGUAUUCUUCCUCUGCUCAUCAUCUACUCUGAGCUGAGAAUAGUGGUGAGUUUAUAUAUGCCUCAAACAGAGCUCAAUGCAAAGAGGUCUUGGCAGUCUAUGCACUCCGAGACCUGCAGCUACUGCAACCCAGUUUGUAUAUCGGUUUUAGUACAUUCAGAGGCCAAAACUAAGGCUUUGUUCACACUGCACACAAAUCUGAUUUGGUUUUCACAUUCCAGUUUUAGCACACAGUUUCGGAGACAGUUGCAAUAGUAGUGAUAUGAGCAUCAGCAUGAUGCAAAGAGGACAGUUGUCAUGACAUCUUGCCACGGUGCUGAACUCAUGAGAUGCGUGAGAGCAAUUAGCUCAUAUUAGCAAUUCUUAUUAACAUUCAUGCAUAUGCUGUGUCCAAAAUCACUUACUCACUAUUAAUGACAUGGAGCCAUAGGGAUAUGCUGAUGGAAAUUAUAUUUCAAUGCUUUUAUGUUCUCUCGCCAAAACUUCUCUUGCA
Molecule: messenger RNA, 2074 nt
Organism: Carassius carassius (crucian carp)
Lineage: Eukaryota; Metazoa; Chordata; Actinopteri; Cypriniformes; Cyprinidae
Product: disks large-associated protein 2-like
Exons: 7
Coding region: 1-1479 (492 amino acids)
Biological process (GO): signaling
Cellular component (GO): postsynaptic specialization; glutamatergic synapse
Molecular function (GO): molecular adaptor activity
Source: RefSeq, a predicted model, not a curated record